Molecule: messenger RNA, 711 nt
Organism: Fraxinus pennsylvanica
Lineage: Eukaryota; Viridiplantae; Streptophyta; Magnoliopsida; Lamiales; Oleaceae
Source: the annotation of a GenBank genome assembly
AUGGAGGAAGAUGAUGAACUUUGUAACACAACACUUGAUUUGGGAAUCGGAUUAAAAAAAUUCGUGCCGCAAAGGGAUCAUGAUCGGAAGAAUAAGCACGUGUUUUUUCUUGAUCUUUCGAUCCCACUUCAUUCGAGUGAUCAUGCAAUUGAGGGCUCGGGUUCUGGUUCUGGUUCUGAUUCAGGUUCUGGUUCGAGUAGUUUGAAAGUCAAUUUUGAAGACCACAAACAAGCAAGCAAAGACAGUGUUUCCAAUGGUUGCAAAGGGGAUGAAGACAGAAACUAUGGCAGAAAGAAAUUGAGGCUUAGUAAAGAACAAAUCACCUUGCUUGAAGACACUUUCAAACAGCACACUACCCUUAAUACGGUUCAGAAACAGACGCUUGCAGAAAGGUUGAAUCUGAAACCCAGACAAGUAGAAGUUUGGUUUCAAAACCGAAGAGCAAGGACGAAACUGAAGCAAACCGAGGUGGACUGCGAGUUCUUGAAGAAACACUUCGAAAGAUUAAGCGAAGAGAAUCGGAGAUUGAAUAAAGAGUUGGUGGAGCUACAGUCCGCCGUGAAAAUGGAACACCCACCGCAGACGCCGCCUCCUUUUUUCAUUCAGAUACCUAAGGCGGCGGCAACACUUACAAUGUGUCAGUCGUGCGAGAAAGUUGGCAAGAGUAGGGGCGGCGACGGCGGAAAAGCAGGAGGUGGUCCAUUAACCUAA